This is a messenger RNA of Portunus trituberculatus (swimming crab), 3472 nucleotides long. RefSeq names its product Golgi resident protein GCP60-like. The coding region runs from base 11 to 1459 and encodes 482 amino acids. Gene Ontology annotation, molecular function: fatty-acyl-CoA binding. NCBI's taxonomy places the organism in Eukaryota, Metazoa, Arthropoda, Malacostraca, Decapoda, Portunidae. The transcript is spliced from 10 exons. Gene Ontology annotation, cellular component: Golgi membrane. The record is from RefSeq and is a predicted model, not a curated record.
GUAAACAAACAUGGCGAACGGGGCGGAGCCAUCUGCCGCUGGUCCCGAGCUUGAUGUCGGCGUAGAGGCUGCAGAGAAGGGCGAGGAAGCUAAAAUAACCCAUAAUGAAAGCCCAGUGGAUGCAGAGACCAGCCCAGCAGUCAAUGGGGUGGAGGUUCACUGGGGCUUCUCCUUAUCUGAUUUGUACCGGAUCGCUCUCAAGUUUUAUAAAGAAAAGGAGGGCAAGGCUGUCCACCUUGGCUAUGCUGAGAAGUGUUCCCUGGUUGGCCUUACCCAGCAGGUGACUCAUGGCCCCUUUGACCCGUCGUCCUCGCCUCCCGUGGGUGUGCUGGAUGUUGUGGGCAAGGACAGGAGACUGGCGUGGCAAGCCCUAGGGCCCAUGACAAGGGAGGAAGCUAAGCAGCAGUUCAUUAACAAACUCUCAGACCUCGUGCCAACCUUCCGCCCGUACGUGGAGGCUCUGUGGGCCGACAAGCUGGAGAAGGAGAGAUUAGCGAGAGAAGAGGAGGAACGGCAGAAGGAGGAGGAAGAGAGAAGAAAGCAGGAAGAAGAGGAGCAGAGAAAGGAAGAGGAAGAGAGGAAAAAACAGGAGGAGACCAAGCGGCAGAUCCAGGAGGCGCUCAACCAGCAAACCUACGACCAGUUCAGGAAAUACGCAGAGCAGCAGUACCCGGGCAACCCUGAGCAGCAAGCAGUUCUCAUCAGACAGCUGCAGGACCAGCACUACCAGCAGUACAUGCAGCAGGUCUACCAACAGCAGCUUCUCCUACAGCAACAACAGCAGCAGCAACAGAACCAGCAAGAACACAACACUGACGCUGAUAAUGUCAAUGAACAGGAUGGCCAAGACAGCCAGACAGAUGGAGGGGAGGAGAGCCCCGGCCCUGCAGAGAAUGGCCAUGACUCUGAAGGGGAAGGGGAGUCUGAGGAGGAUGAGGAGGAUGACUCCAGCCAGAAUGUUGCUCCGGCCUCCAUGUGGACAAGAAGAGACAUCAAAGACUUCAAGGAGUCCAUCAAGCGUGAGGGAGGAGACUCAGUUAUCAAAGUUGGCCACGGGGAGACUGUCACUGUUCGGGUGCCCACACAUGAGGAUGGGACUUGCCUCUUUUGGGAGUUCGCCACCGACAAUUAUGACAUUGGAUUCGGGGUUUACUUUGAGUGGACGAAGGAUUCAAGCAACGUGGUGUCUGUGCACAUAUCAGAGAGCGAGGAUGAGGAGGAGGAGGAAGAGCCUGAAGGUGAGGGGGAUGAUGUGGAGAGGCUGGCUGGCAGGAAGUCUGAGAGUGGACGCCCUGCACAGUCGGUGAUCAUCCCAGUGUACCGCCGGGACUGCUACGAGGAGGUGUACGCCGGGUCCCAUUCCUACCCCGGCACUGGCGUCUACCUCCUCAAGUUUGACAACUCUUACUCUCUCUGGCGCAGCAAGACGCUCUACUACCGCGUCUACUACACCAGGUGAGGCAGCCCCGCCCCCUCCUGCGCCGUGGCCUGCCGGCCUCGCCACAGGGCACGCCAGCCCCUCUCGUGGGAGGUGUAGGUCUGUCUGGCCGCCUCAGCUAACAGCAAGGACAAAUUUUGCUAUUUUUGUACAUAUAUUUUUCAGGAGGUUUAGGUUUCCAUAAAAAAUAUGCUUGAUUAUUGUCCAAACUUUUUUUUUUUUUUUUUUUUUUCAUUGUACAUGUCUGACUGUGGCAUGUAUAUGUUUGUUUUGAGCUUUUUCUUGAUAGAUAUUACUUGCAGAGGAGUAAUGGUGUGAAGGCAGUUGUAUAUAUACAUAGAGAUGAUAAAGCUCAACUAUUAAUCUUUGUUGACACCAUCAGUCAUCUUGACAUUUUCUAACAUUAUUAAUCUUCUUAUGAACAUCUGUUAUCUCCAGUUGACUGUUGACACAUAGAAGUUUGGCUUGGCCCUUCUCAGUUCUGUGUGCCUGUCUGAGUUCUGCUUUCCUUUGUUCCCUCAUGAAGUGAACAGCCAGGACUUGUGGAAAUCUGCACAUUUGGAUCCCAAACUCUCGUUUAACUGUCAGGAGCUUACAGUGAGUGUGUCUCAGUGGAACACUUCCUGAUUGGUUCAAGUCAAAUCAUUACCAUUGGCAUAGUACAAAUUUUCUUAGAUGACAUUCCCUGGUACAACUCAUUUGAAUUAAGAAUAAGUGAAUCUGCAAAACUAUUUCCACUUCACUUAAAGUAGGAGACCAUCUGAGAGACCACUCACCCACCAGUCCUGGGUUGGAGGACACUGUGCAUGUGUGGAUUGUGGUGAAGCAUUUGUUGAGUAUUCCAAAUUUUGCUUUUCAAGGAAAACACGUGAGCAAAAACUACAAGAGGCUGCUACAAGUAACAGGUUUUGAUCACAUCACUGCUAGCAAUGUUAUGUGAUACACUGAUUCUCUGGGAGUGCACUUUUUUGUCACUGGUAUUCCUUCCUCACCUAUUUAAAACAUUCACUAUGUUGCUUGGACUGAUCUGAUGCUUGCAGAAUAUAUGUUGUGUUUGCCAGUGUGUUUUCAUUGCAGUAAACUCCUGAUGCUUGUGUUGUCUGGUGCAUGCACAAAUACCAGUGCUUCCAUGUAGAGGAGCUCAAGGGCCUGGCAGGUUAGCCACCAGGUUCAUUUUGUAGCUUUGCUUUGAGCUGUUGAGCUCUGCACAUCAUGCUGGCUUACUCUUCUCAAUUUACAUGACUUCCAGAAACAAAAAAGUUAAGGAAACUUGGUUUUUUCUCUGAGAUGUUUCCUUUACAUGUGUGGUUUUGUAAGAGGUCUGAAUUAAUGAUAGUUAUAUCCUUGACUACUUAAUUAUGAUAUAGGGUGACAGUGGUGUACAGAUGUACACAGAUGAUGAUGUGACAUGAAUCCUGAAUGAUGGAUGCAUCUCAAGAAUUGCCAGACAAUGUGAAAUCAAAGCAAAGAGGGAGACAGUUUCCAUCAUGCUGAAAUUUAACAGUGCACACUAGGACACCAGAUGUAGGCUCACAGGAAUGCAUCAGAGCUGCCAUACAACUUGACGAUAAUGCUUAUUGUCUCGGGACUCAUUCAAUAUGGUAACUGAUAUACAAACAAUUGGCAGUUCCCUUAUUCUUUUAAUGCCUAAAUAUUCACUGAGAUACUGAUCUCAGACCUCAGACACACAGCAUCUCCAUGUUGAUUAGAGCAGGUACACUUCAGCUCUAAAACCUCUGAGUGCAAAAUCCAUUUUUUUAUUGCUGUGAGUUUGAAGUUCAUUGUAAAGGCAUACAUUUGUUUCAUAGAUGUAAAGGUUAGUUAUUGUUCAUUGACAAUUUAACAACACAGGAACAAGUCUUAUCUUUAUUAUUUUCUAUUAUGCCAAAUAUGAAUUCUUGAGUGACUCAAGUAUUCACUGUUGGGGCAUUAUGUUAUUCAACAUGUACAUGAAACUCUAUAAACAUGCUUUUAAAACAAAGCAAAAAGAUUUUCUUUCAAUUAUAAUCACACUAAACUUAUUCAUUUUUCUGG